UUUGCCUUAAUACAGGUAGGGGGAAAAUAACUCUCAGUCUGAUCCAGUUGGAGUUACCUUGUUACAAGCUGUCAGAUUAUUUACAGCCAAAACUAACAAUCGAAGGACGUCGAGAUUUCUUUUGUUAAGAUUUCCAUUCACCUCAGGCUCGUUUGUGAGAGAAAACUACACCCUGUAGAUCAUUACAGCUUUAAAAAUGACUGAGUAGAUUUCCUGUUCAAACCUUUCCCGCCCCCUGAUCUUGCUCAUACAGCGAUGGAGAGGCUCUGGGUUGUUCAGGUGUGGCACAAUCUACUAAUGGCGUCUUCUCCACAAUAACCCACCUGGCACGUCUGUUUUGACUUCUGCCCCCCUCAUGGCCUCAAGUUAUUCUGCUCAGUUGGACGGCUCGGCCGAAGUGAAAGAGGGCUUCCUUUGCCCGCUGUGUCUGAAAGACCUGCAGUCCUUCUACCAGCUGCAGGAUCACUACGAAGAAGCGCACUCUGGAGACAACCGCCAUGUCAGCGGCCAACUCAGGAGCCUGGUUCAGAGAGCAAAGAAAGCCAAAGACAAACUCCUGAAACGGGAUGGAGAUGAGCGGAAUGAGAGCAGCUACGAGUCCUUUUACUAUGGAGGCGUGGAUCCCUACAUGUGGGAGCCUCAGGAACUGGGAGCCACUCGGAGUCACCUGGAACUUUUUAAGAAACACAGAGCUGCUAGGAUUGAUCAUUAUGUCAUUGAGGUUAACAAGCGCAUCAUCCGCCUGGAGAAGCUUAUUUCCUUUGAUAGAACCAAUAUGGAUGGUGGGAAGAUAAGAGCACUAGAGAAGUCGGUUGUGCCAUGGGUGAACGAUCAGGACGUACCAUUCUGCCCUGAUUGCGGGGACCGAUUCAACAUCAGGAACAGACGUCAUCACUGCCGUCUCUGUGGUUCUAUCAUGUGCAGAAAGUGCAUGGAAUUUGUGCCUCUCCCUCUGGCGUAUAAGUUAACAAGUGGCACACGAGAGGCCCUGUGUGUACCUGGCAGUCCCAGGCAGGGUGCGUCCCCUGGUGGAGGAGGCCCCACGGUGCAGCAGACCUCACGGCGUGGCUCCAUCACCAGCCUCUCCUCAGUGAGCUCCGUGCUGGAGGAGAAAGACGAGGACAGAAUUCGUUGCUGCCGUCACUGCAUGGAUGCUCUGCUGCGUUACCAGCACAAACUGGAGGAGAAGGACCACGUGCCAGACAUUGUCAAACUCUAUGAAAGGUUGAGGAUGUGCAUGGAGAAAGUGGACGAGAGGGCGCCGGAGUACAUCCGCAUGGCUGAGUCGCUCAACGCUGGCGAGACCACCUAUAACCUAGAAACUGCUGCUGGUCUUCGACUGGAGGUGCAGAAAUACUAUGAGCACAUUGACGCUCUCAGUAAGAAGAUUCUCACACUUGGACUGAAAGGUGACGUACCUCCCCAUCCCAAAUCUGUCCAACUGCAGAAGAUGGUGCGCUACUCAGCGACGCUGUUUGUUCAGGAGAAGUUAUUGGGCCUGAUGUCUCUUCCUACUAAAGAGAAAUACGAGGAGCUGAAAGAGAAAAGAAAAGAGGAACAGGAGAAGAAGCUUCAGCAGGAGAGACAGGCGGCUCUGGAAGCACAAAAGCGUAGACUGGAAAUAGAGAAGAACCGUGCACCCCACAGUGCCAACGGAGACGCCCCUCGGCCCGCACAAGGCCCACGCGUGACUAAAGGCGGCGGCUGGUUGCCUUCUUCAACUUCUCACUCAGCCAAUGAACUGGAUGACCCGCUGCUGCAGCAGAUUAACAAUAUUGAGUCGUUCCUCCAGCAGGCUCGAGCAGCAAAUCGCACCGACGAGGCAGCCAUGCUUGAGGAGAACCUGCGGCAGCUUCAGGAGGAGUUUGACGCGCAACAGAUGAGCCGAGCCAUCGAGAUGUCGCAGCGCCAAGCCCAGGAGGAGGAUCUACAAAGAAGUCAGAUCCUUCAUCUCCAGCAGAGGGAACUGGAGAGCAAAACGAACAGAAUGGACUCAUUCGAUUUGGCCGAUUCAAAGAACGUCGAAGACUACGUGGGAACGUGGGAGAAAGGAGGCGAGAGUGGAUUUGAGGAUUUUGAAACAAGUCCCCAACGCAAGGCUUUGUCAAUAAACUCGUUUCCACGUUUGCCGGGUAAUUCGCCACCUUUACAGCGAGAUUCAUGCACUACAGCUCCCCCUAGUGGAGAGGCUUCGCUAAAUCCUUUUGAUGAAGAUGCCGCCACUCCGGUUGAAGAAGACGCCUCAAACCCUUUCAAUGAAGAAAUCCAGAGAGAGCAGCAGCAGAAAGCUGUCGCAAAACCCAAAGAGUACAACCCUUUCGAGGAAGGUGAGCAUGAGGAGCAGGAUGUAGACACCGGGAAGAACCCCUUUGAGGACGAUGCUGAGGAUGAGGACAAAGGCAACCCCUUUAAAGAGACGUCGGGCGAGACGCCGUCCGCUUCAACCAAUCCCUUCGAAGACGAUGACGACGGCCCUGCACUGGAAGAUAUCAUCGAGGAAGAGCUGUUGCUUCAGCAGAUCGAUAACAUCCGCGCGUACAUAUUCGACGCCAAGCACAGCGGGCGCACAGAUGAAGUGGAGCUGCUGUCCCAAAACCUGAGGGAGCUACAGUGCACUUUACAGGAGCAGAAGAGAAAAGCGCACUGACCAUUGUCAGUUGGUGUGCUUUUUACAACUUUUGUUUUGCUUCUGUUGUUAUCAGGACACUGGAAGUAAAGAUACAUUUUUAAGUGUUGUAUGUUUUGUUUUAGGUUGGUGGAAUGUAUCUGUGCUAAGAAAGUCGGAUAAAACAAAGACUUCGUUGCUAACAUUUAUACAUAGAAUUUCUAACAUUAGUCAUAUGAACGAACCAUUUGGUCUGUCAUUACCUUGCUUGUAUUAGGUCAUAAAGAUGUUUAUUUUAGGGCUAAAGUUUAUCGUAUCGGGCCUCAUUUAUCAAUCUUUAAAUGAGGCGUGUGUAAAUGUUCUCGUAGAACAAACCAAACAACGCUAAUUUCCUUCAUACUAGCAUGUGCAACAUGUACUGUUCAUCCAGAAAUGUCCAGAUGAGUUACACUUACAACCUGAAACUAAAAGCAAGCCCGCAGGGUGCUAAAAAAAAAAAAAAAAAGCACAAUUGCGACUAAACAGCGAGAAAGUAAAAUGCGCUAAAUCUGCCAGUAAUGCAGCUCAGCCACUGCAGAACACACACUAAGCCCUGAUCUCAGUUCUGCUUUACUUUGAUGCCCUCUUGUGGGCUCCAGAUGUGUUUGUGUACUCCGCUUCCCUCUUCCACCUUUUACAGGGUUUUUAAUCUUUAAUUGAACAGCUAGUCGUAUUGUCAGUUUAUACACUUGUAUCGGAUCAAGUCAUUAACAGGAAGUGUCAGAAAAGCUGUCAUUAAUUUAGAUCGAAAUAAAUAAGCGAUUCAUCCCAACAUAAUUCCUUUAACAAAUUUCAAUAUCGAAUCACUAAUUAUGCAAUUAUAAAGCUUCACCUUAAUGCACCGCCUUAAACCGUACGUAAACCUACACAAAGACACUCAGGAUUUUUUUAUUCAUUUUGCAUUUAUGUAAAUGCUCCUGCUACAGACGUUGAUAAAUGAGGCCCGUUGUUUGGUGAUUAGACUCGUCUUAACACGUGUGAGCCAAACCAACAAAUCAUUUUCUCACCCACAAAGGUCACCACGUGGAAUACAUAGACUGACAUCAGGGUUCUUCGUGUUCUAUAUCAAAUACGUAGUAUAUUUGGAACAGAUACUCAACAACUUUGCAAUAUUUUCAUCAUAACACUAUUAGCAGCAUGACAGAAAUGUUGCUUUGUCCAAGAGGUGCGCAACAUGGUCAGAAUUUUGAUCAUGAUUAUACUUUCCAUUACCUCAGAGGACAUUUGGUGAUUCGUUCGAUCACAGAAACCCUCGUUAAGGACAGCUGAUUGGUCAGGAUUGAUUGAUUGAUUGAUUGAUUGAUUGACGGCUCAUUUGUAUGGCAGUGCAUGGCUGCUGCACAGGAGAAUAAUAAUCUCAUCAGGAGCUUGUUAUUAAAAGAAAGCAUCUUGAUUUAUCAUGAGAAAAAUAUCUCAAUAUUAUUUACAGAAAAGCAUCUCAUUACAGGAAAACAGUCAACUGUCGGCUAUAUUAUAAAAACUAUAAAUAUAUAUAUUAUUUUAUAACAAUGCUCAAAAUUCUGUUUACUUGCUUUCUCAGCUAAUUUUCAUAUAAUAGAGAUGUUUUCUCAGAAUAACAAGACACUGGUGGUGAUUUCGUGCAAGACAUCUGUGAUAUUGUUGAAAAGGUGAGCAUGCCAUGAUAAACCAAUGACAAACUAGGAAUAUAUAUCAAUUUUCCUAAGUACCAACAUGAGAAUUUGAUCAAUAGUAGUGUAAAGAUUUGUAAGAUAAUGCUACAAACAUUUUAUUUCAAGAUCUGUGCACCUGCUUGUUUGCUUGAUGAAUGACAUUUUAAUUCAAAGAAGCCCUUCAUGGCCUGGUGUAACUGCCUGUACAACAGACUUGGGAAUGAAUGUGCUCCACUGGUUUAAGACUUGUGUAUGAAUAAUCUCAAGUCGUUUGGUGAAAUGAACAGGUCUUCUUUUCAUUUUUUCGAAUGUGAAAGCUUGUUAGACUGAGGUGGUGACCUUUUCAGUGAUUUCUGCUCAACUCCACACUCCACGUUCUUGGGUAAUGCAACCAACUGUCCGUCGAAUCUGUUUAAAUAGCUUUCCGUCACGGUGUGCUGACCCUUCUACAGUCUCUUCUUUAAUGCCGAUGUUGGAUGUCUGCUUAAAUAUGUGAUCUAUACUUUAGUUACACAGUGGAUAUGUUGGCUAACACUAAAUCAGUUCUGCACUGACAGGUCUAUCCUAUACACUUUAGGAGAGAAUCACAAUACAGAUUUUUUUUUCCUUUAACAGUAGUAACAAGAUUUAUUUAUCAUGAAUAGGCAGUAUUUCAAGUGAGCACGUCCGCGCAGGGCCAAAUGAAGAACGAUGUUCUUUGUUAGGUUUUGUUUUGGUGAUAACAAGUAGCCAUAAAUGAUGUGCUUGUGGCUAAUGUCAGUGGAAGCCUGUUCACAUUCAGAAUGCAAACACUGCACUAAUAAAACGGAUCAAAUAAA
Molecule: messenger RNA, 5093 nt
Organism: Hemibagrus wyckioides
Lineage: Eukaryota; Metazoa; Chordata; Actinopteri; Siluriformes; Bagridae
Product: rabenosyn-5
Exons: 13
Coding region: 356-2647 (763 amino acids)
Molecular function (GO): metal ion binding
Source: RefSeq, a predicted model, not a curated record